This is a messenger RNA of Sinocyclocheilus rhinocerous, 1348 nucleotides long. RefSeq names its product sprouty-related, EVH1 domain-containing protein 2-like. The transcript is spliced from 5 exons. NCBI's taxonomy places the organism in Eukaryota, Metazoa, Chordata, Actinopteri, Cypriniformes, Cyprinidae. The record is from RefSeq and is a predicted model, not a curated record. Gene Ontology annotation, biological process: negative regulation of MAPK cascade; multicellular organism development. Gene Ontology annotation, molecular function: protein kinase binding. Gene Ontology annotation, cellular component: membrane. Bases 1 to 1194 code for a protein of 397 amino acids.
AUGAAAGCGGUGGUCAUGACCCGAGAUGACUCGAGUGGGGGAUGGCUGGCACAGGAAGGUGGGGGCCUCAGCAGGGUGGGCGUCUGUAAGGUGAUGUCUGCUGAGCUGACCGGCCACAGUGACUUCCUCAUCCACGGCGAGCGCCUCAAAGACAAGCAGGUGAUUUUGGAAUGUUUCGUGAGGAAGGAUCUGAUCUACACCAAGGCCACGCCCACAUUUCACCACUGGAAGGUCGACAACAAAAAAUGCGGCCUAACGUUCCAGAGCCCCGCCGAUGCCCGUGCCUUUGACAGAGGUCUGCGGAAAGCCUUGGAGGACAUAACGGAGGGUUCCACAACUUCCUCUUCAACACCCCAGAAUGAGGCUGAACUUGGGGAUGAUGAUGUGUUCACAACUGCCACCGACAGCUCCUCAAACUCAUUUCAGAAGAAGGAGCUCGCUACACAGCUAGUGGCCACCUCCACCUUCUACGAGCCUCAUCCACAUCGCUGCAUUCUGCAGUACCGGCCGCCUGAGCGCUACAGCCUGGAUCAGAAGUUCUCCAGGAACCCCUUCCUGUUUGAGGAUGAGGAGAUCGUCCGAAUCAACCCCCGGGAGCGCUGGCUGAUCACAGGCUACGAGGACUACCGAUACGCCGCCAUGCCGGACAAGUUCAUCCAGCACGAGGACUCGGACUUGUACGUUCACAUCGCUAAGAACGAUCCCUUAAAGCACGACUACAACUACCCCUAUGUGCCCAGCUCCGACUUCAGCCAGUGCGACCUCAAGAGCCACGGGGGCGACGGAGGCGUAGUGGCCACCCAGCCGCGGGCGUUCAAGCUCAAGGGCAAGCGAAGGAAAGAGGACGGAGAGCGAUCGCGCUGCGUCUACUGCCGGGACAUGUUCAACCACGAGGAGAACCGACGCGGACAGUGCCACGAUGCCCCCGACCCCAUCCGGACCUGCAUCCACCGGGUCAGCUUCAUGUGGUGCGCCGACAGCAUGCUCUACCACUGCAUGUCCGACCCGGAGGGAGAGUACUCGGACCCGUGCUCGUGCGACACCAGCGAGGAACGUUUCUGCCUUCGCUGGACGGCCCUGUUGGGUCUGUCGGUGUUGGCGCCCUGUCUGUGCUGCUACCCGCCGCUUCACGCGUGCCACCGCUGCGGCGUGGCCUGCGGUUGCUGCGGAGGAAAGCACAAGGCUGUCGGCUGAACCCCCCCGCCCGUCCCGAAUGAACCCUAAACUCCCCUCGGAACACUAGCACUGAGGAUGGCAGGAGCGGACGAAACCGACGCUGCCCAGUUGGCGCUUUUACUGUCCUUAACUUUAUGGUCUCUCCUGGUUCCAGAAAACAAUUCAUGCAUUA